GCAUGGUUACCUAGCCCGGUGCAACAGCGUACACUCCAGCAGCCAUCGAUACUGGCGCAAUCAGAUUGAAGUUGCGGAGUGCGCGGUGCACCUUUGUUCCGCUGACCCCUGUACCGCACCGGACUGCGCAGAAGUCCAUGUGGGCUUGAGCGCUGUGGCGCCCCGCUCUGAGGAGGUUGACCUUCAGGCGGGAGGAGAGCCUGUCGCCUUGCCCUUUGCUGUUGCCUGCGGCGAGCUUCUCGCCCGGGCAAUGGCAGCGCAGGUCGCGUUGGGCGGACCUGAGGCAAAAGGGCCUCUCUCGUUGGGGCCAUGCAAGGAUUGCAGUUGCGGGCCACCCAUCCGCCUACUGCAACCGGACGAGCGCACGAGCUGCACGGAGGACUUGAUGUGUGAAAACGAUGGGUACUACUUCCGCGCAUGUCAAAGGCACCGGGACAUGUACGAGGCGUCUCGGGCCAAGAGGGCCUGUGCAGUAGAGGGCUGCAACAACGCCGCCAGAAGUGUGCUCAAAGGAGUGCGCCUGUGCAAGCUCCACUCGGCUAAGGAAGAGAAGGGGCCGAAACCUCAGAGCGAAGCGAAAGGCCCCCGCGCUGUCGGGGACGUCGUUCAGGAAGCAGACAAGGAGGGCGCCGCCUCACCGCCUGAGGCGCGUUCCGCGCCCGGGCAGGGGGGUGGUGACUCCAGCAACCUUGCCUCAACGGGGAACGAACAGGAGGACUCCAAGGAUUUGGCCGCCUACCUGCAGGCGAGGCUGAAUGGAGAGUCCCACUCAGUCGCUCUCCUCAGCACAGCGAAGCGGGACGAGAGCCUGACCGCAGCGAGCCGACGCCUCACAGAAACAGCGAAGGCGGCGCUUCAGAGGCUGCCUCCGGACUACCCGGAGGAGGUAGCUCAGCUCAUCCGGAGUCUCGCCGGAGCUCGCGAGAAGGGGGAGACACCCGACCCCAUCCUCGAGUUAGGAAAGAGGAGCCUGGCGCGGACCGCGGCCGAGCUACCUCGCCCGGUCGAGGAGCGCAAGCCCGAGUCCUCGGUGGUGCCUUUUACGGUCCCGGCUCCACGGUUCGGCGUUGCUACCGCUGCUCCACCUCAGGUGAGCGCGGCACUGCUCUUUCGACAAAGGGAGGCCAGCAGGGCGACUGCUAGCGACAGCGCGUCAGCGGUGCCUCUGCCAGACGGCCUCGUAUCAGCGCUGAGACCCUCACGGGCAGGCGCGUUUACGGAGCCAGAGGCACGCCCCACUGAUGACACAGCAAGGGCAUUGCAGACGAUUGCGAAGACUCUCAGAAAGGAAUUGUUCCACUCGUUGAAGACCGCCGGGGCACAGGGAAGGCCACAGAUGCGAGCACUUCGAUUUCCGGUGAACGUCACCAACAGGGUCGCGUAUGGGCUGGCCUCUCUUUCCAUCGGCGGUCGAGAGGUCAAGUCUUUGCCGGAGUACGCUCUCUCUGUUGCCGACUUCCCUUUGACCUCAGAGGAAGACUUCGACAACUUUGUCCCGCCACCUGACAGUUGGCUGGAAAAGCGUCCACGCCACCCGACGACACUGACAGCGUGGUUUCGGGCCGCCCUUAGGAUGGCCUGGGCGGUUGCCUGCGUCUAUGGCACCGAGCACUACGCACUCUUUGAAGCUGCCGCCACCAAGCUUCUACACCUGGGAGAAGAAGCAACCUAUGCUUGGCCGCUCCCCUGGGUGAUGAGCACUUGGGAAGAGCUUUGGAGCCGGAUGGUCGAGGAACUUCGGCAGCUGGACCGGGAGAUGCGAAGGCUGAUGGGGGAAGAAUCCCCUUCGUGGGAAAGGAUCAGGUUUUUCUGCACUUCGCCGGACGAUCAAGGGAACCCUUGGCUUCGGCUCCCCCGCACGUUUGACCUGGAGGAUCCUAAGGAGUUCUUCGCGUCGGACAUAGUCCCGAGACACCAGAGGGCUCUCACCCGGAACUGCUGGCAGCAGGCACUGAAAGCUCAAGGCCUGGGCACCACCGCUCAACUGGGCGGGGGCCGAGCUGGAGGCGACCCCCCAGACGAGGGAACGGCAGUGGCGACUCAGUCGGACGUCCUAGAGGCCUCGAGGGCCGGAGAAGUCGUGAAGCAGGGAGAGCCUGGCGGAGCUCCGGUGGUGGCCAAGCUCCAGGGACCCGCUCUCACUACCAAGGAAGCCUCGAGAGCUCUCGACCACAGGCCCAAGGCCAGAGAAGGAGGAGGCUAUCUCUGCUGGGACUAUAUGUCUCACAGGGGUUGCCACCUGGGGGCCAAGUGCCCACAUGCGCACCCCCCAGCAUCGCAGAUCCUAGCGUGGAACAGUCUUGACUGGUCGGUCCAGCUUCAGCUACUGCGUCGCGGGGGUCUGAAGACCAAACCUAAGACCAAGUCGGUCGACGCAGCUGUAGCAGCCCUCCGACGGGAGGUAGCCCGCAAGCAGCAGGAGCACGUUGAAGAGGGACAGCGCCAGGCAGCGGCAGCUGCCAGGGCCGCGGAACGCCAGCCGACGGCACCCGCAGCAAAGGCCAAGGCAGGUAGAGGACGGCGUAAGGCUGGAGGCCCCACCGACGAGGCCGAAGAAGCCGCGGCCGAGGCCUCGCCGCCGGAGGAGUUUACCUCUUUUGCGCCGACUGACGCUGAGGCUGCUUUGGCAGAGUGGGAAGAAGGGCCUGACUUCACCUGGUUCGCUGACCAGUCCGCUCCCGCCGUCCGAGAGGUGGACGCCUCCGUUGUUGCCAGGGCGCGCCAAAGGCCCGAGGCGCGGCAUCGCGCCCGGGCCAUGGACGCCGUGACUAAAGAAGCUUCUCUGGAGGGUUGGCCAGCUCUUCUGGCUACGUUCGUCAAAGCCCACCUCGUUCGCCGUAAGGAGUCGCACCCGGGGGAAACCUUGAACCCGGACCACGUUCUUGAGGCUCUCCGCCUCGCGGUUGCCGAAGGCGGACCUGAGUUGGCCACACAGGCGGAGGCCGAACUUGAGAGAACCGAACCGGUCAAGGCAGGGGAGUCAGUUGCUUCCUUCUCGGAGGCGACCCCUGAUGGGGACUGCCUCAAGUGCGAAAUGCGAUGGGGAUCGCACUCUUGGCCCGUCGCCGACUACGGCGACAGGCUCUGCUUACUCCCCGGUGUCUCCGAACAGGUCAGGGGGGCGCCCUCUUCCGGUGAACCCGAAGGCCGACAAUGUCUCGUCUUACACUGCGUCGCAGGUAUCCUGCUCCGUAAGCAAGGGCGUCUUCCCACUUCGGCCGAAGUGGCUUCCGCGGCUGCAAAGGUCCGCAAGGAGCUCCUUGACCGCGCUGUGUCUUCGGACACCGCGUUGGGCCCGGUCCCGGAUGAGCUCUCCCGGGCCGAAGCGGACUUGCGUAUUUACGCGCAUGACCUGCGGCAUUGGGCGCAUGACAAGGACUAUCGCUGCCUGGCCGCGGGGGCGGACGCCACGGCCUCUUCGGAACCCAUCGUGCUGGUCAUUCACCAGGGCCACAUGCGACUGGUGCACGCU
Molecule: messenger RNA, 3472 nt
Organism: Symbiodinium necroappetens
Lineage: Eukaryota; Dinophyceae; Suessiales; Symbiodiniaceae
Source: the annotation of a GenBank genome assembly